Messenger RNA from Suncus etruscus (white-toothed pygmy shrew), 365 nucleotides. It is a transcript of the gene HCST, whose product is annotated as hematopoietic cell signal transducer. The record is from RefSeq and is a predicted model, not a curated record. Lineage: Eukaryota; Metazoa; Chordata; Mammalia; Eulipotyphla; Soricidae. Gene Ontology annotation, molecular function: signaling receptor binding; phosphatidylinositol 3-kinase binding. The transcript has 4 exons. Gene Ontology annotation, cellular component: membrane. Gene Ontology annotation, biological process: positive regulation of phosphatidylinositol 3-kinase/protein kinase B signal transduction; regulation of immune response. Bases 35 to 280 code for a protein of 81 amino acids.
UCCUUCUCAAGACCCUUUCCAGCUCUAGGCCAUCAUGGUUUCUCCAGGCAACCUCCUGCUCCUGCUUUUGCUCCCAGUGGCCACAGCUCAGAUGGCAGAAGGUUCCUGUUUUGGGUGUGGUUCCCUGCCCCUGUGGCUCCUGAUCUGCCUGGUGGCUGCAGAUGCAGCAGUGUCCCUGCUAAUAGUGGUGGUGGUGUUUGCGGUGUUUUCAUGCUGUCGCCCACGCCAACAGCCUCCCCAAGAUGGCAAAAUCUACAUCAACCUGCCGGGAAGAGGAUGACCACUUUGACUGCAACUUCUGACCUGUGACCUCUCCACCCUGAUUUGAGAAGCAGCACAAGAAAGCCAAUUCCUUUCUAGUCGGA